Penicillium brevicompactum is the source of this 1344-nucleotide messenger RNA. RefSeq lists its product as uncharacterized. The record is from RefSeq and is a predicted model, not a curated record. NCBI's taxonomy places the organism in Eukaryota, Fungi, Ascomycota, Eurotiomycetes, Eurotiales, Aspergillaceae. Bases 1 to 1344 code for a protein of 447 amino acids. The transcript has a single exon.
AUGUUGAUAUCUCGAGCGCCCACGCAUCAAGUGGACCUCACAAUCGAGGAACGAUAUUUCCUAGACUUUUUUCGAAGAAGCACCUCUUUUCAAUGCGCGGGUUACUUUUACGAUGAGUUUUGGCAACGGCUGGUCCACCAGGCCAGCGAGGACCAGCCCGCCAUUCGCCAUGCUGUGAUCGGCAUGGGCUCUAUGAACUAUCAUUUCGUCCGGUCAAAUGCCGGCCCUGGUCCCUACAGUCAAGCCUUUUCUCUACGUCAAAUCAACAAAGCCAUCGAAUCUCUGCAAGAAAAUUUAAUCAAACCUGACAUGGGUCGGUUACGCGUCGAAACUGUUCUGGUUGCAUGUGUCGUGCUGGUUUCGACCCUGCUUUUCCAAGAAGAUGCAGUCGCAGCUGGUACGCAUCUCCGAUCUGGUUUUAAACUAUUGGAACAGUACUUGCUCGAGCACGGAGCCGCAAGCGAUGUCGCCGGUACACUCACCAGGGCUUUUGGUGGAGUCCACAUGGUCUGGUCUUCCUUCAACAGCAAUGGGGCUCUAACUGGUGACCAAAAGCUGAUCCCUCUCAUUAUUGCUCCACCCGAUAAUGCAAUGGAUGAGAUCCAGCGCGCCAAUGAUAUGAUCGUCACGUUUGUACGGGUUCUCUCGUAUCAAAAUAUCCAUCACGCAUCCGCCAUCGAAGAUAGCUCAUCACUUGCUGCGGAUCCAGUUGCAUGCAUUGGGGAUCCGGCUGAAUUUGUGGGUAAAAUUUUAGCGGUGCAGGCUGAGCUCACAGUAUACCGCGAACUCCAUCAACAUCAUCUGGCGCAGCGGGACUUGAACGCAUUAAACGUCCUUCAGGUUUGGGGCUCAAUGCUUCCCAUCAUAGGCGAGGUUGAAUCCGGGCCAGGACCAAGAGAGAUGCAAUACGAUAAAUAUUUGGAACACUACAAAGUUGCCAUUGCCAUGGCCGAAUCAGUCUUGAUGUCCGACAAUAUCGAAGCACCCUCAUUCUCCGUUAACUUGGGCGUGAUCCCUCCCCUGAGUCUUAUCGCUCUGAAAUGUCGGGACUGGACUACUCGAAGCCAGCUGAUUGCGCUCUUGCGUCGCUCCCGGCGACAGGAGGGAAUCUGGUCCACGAACAUCUUCGCUCGUGUGGCGCAGCGGGCUUUCGAUAUUGAGGCCGCCGGGCUUUACCCGGGUGAGCAUGUUCCCAACGAGGCUCGUAUCAGAGCCAUUCAUGUUGAAGUGAAGCCCGCGCAAUCUAAACUGCAUGUUCAGUAUCAUAUGUCUCGCGUGUGCCAUGAUAAUUGCCGACAUCUUACGGAUUGGCACAGCGAAUGGAUCAAGUAUAGAUUUGACUGA